ACCAUGCCUUACAACUGCUGCCUUCCCAACCUGAGCUGCCGCUCCACCUGCUCCUCUCGGCCCUGCGUGCCUCCCAGCUGCCACACCUGCACCCUGCCCGGGGCCUGCAACAUCCCCGCCAACGUGGGCAACUGCGGCUGGUUCUGUGAGGGCUCCUUCAAUGGCAGUGAGAAGGAGACCAUGCAGUUCCUGAACGACCGCCUGGCCAGCUACCUGGAGAAGGUGCGCCAGCUGGAGCGGGAGAAUGCUGAGCUGGAGAGCCGCAUCCGGGAGUGGUGCCAGCAGCAGGUGCCCUUCGUGUGCCCCAGCUACCAGUCCUACUUCCGGACCAUCGAGGAGCUCCAACAGAAGAUCUUGUGCAGCAAGGCAGAGAAUGGCAGGUUGGUGGUGCAGAUUGACAAUGCCAAGCUGGCCUCAGAUGACUUCAGGACCAAGUAUGAGAAGGAGCUGGGCUUGAGGCAGCUGGUGGAGUCAGACAUCAACGGCCUGCGCAGGAUCCUGGACGAGCUGACACUGUGCAAGGCUGACCUGGAGGCCCAGGUGGAGUCCCUGAAGGAGGAGCUGCUGAGCCUCAAGCAGAACCAUGAGCAGGAAGUCAACACCCUGCGCUGCCAGAUCGGAGACCGCCUCAACGUGGAGGUGGACGCGGCCCCCACUGUGGACCUGAACCGCGUGCUCAAUGAGACCAGGAGCCAGUAUGAGGCCCUGGUGGAGACCAACCGCAGGGACGUGGAGGAAUGGUUCACCACCCAGACCGAGGAGCUGAACAAGCAGGUGGUGUCCAGUGCAGAGCAGCUGCAGUCCUGCCAGGCAGAGAUCAUUGAGCUGCGACGCACAGUCAACGCCCUGGAGAUCGAGCUGCAGGCCCAGCACAACCUGAGGGACUCCCUGGAGAACACGCUGACGGAGACCGAGGCACGCUACAGCUCCCAGCUGUCCCAGGUGCAGUGCAUGAUCACCAACGUGGAGUCCCAGCUGGCCGAGAUCAGGAGUGACCUGGAGCGCUGUCAGCCUGCCAGGCAGCACCUCCCUCCUGAAUUUUAUCUUCGAUGGGCCAGUGUUUCCAAACCCAUCACUUCAGAGGGCUCUGCAGCUUGGACCUGCUCCAACCCUCUGGAAAAGGGUCUCAAGGAGCAAUGGUUGGGUGCCAGCUUGCCCCCUGGGAACUUUCUUGUGAUUGCACUACUGCAGAGGCUCAAAGAUUGUCCCGGUGCUGGCUUGCCCCAGAAAAAGUUCAUGCAAUCACGUGGCAGCAGAGCUUCAGGGAUUAUGGUAAAUCACAACACACAACUGGUGCCCGGUUUCAGUGCACCCUGGUAUCUUUGUUCCAAUGCCAGCAAACAUGGCUAUUCUCUGGGGUUCACUGGGAACUUUGCCUGUCGGGUUGUGGGGGAGUUUACAGCCUCUACCAAAUGUCCUCCUAGCAGGGGAACCACUUCUCCCCAUGGCCCAGAGACCCCUUAA
This is a messenger RNA of Suricata suricatta (meerkat), 1464 nucleotides long. RefSeq names its product keratin, type I cuticular Ha3-I-like. The coding region runs from base 4 to 1464 and encodes 486 amino acids. NCBI's taxonomy places the organism in Eukaryota, Metazoa, Chordata, Mammalia, Carnivora, Herpestidae. Gene Ontology annotation, molecular function: structural molecule activity. The transcript has 8 exons. The record is from RefSeq and is a predicted model, not a curated record.